Molecule: messenger RNA, 2416 nt
Organism: Bufo gargarizans (Asiatic toad)
Lineage: Eukaryota; Metazoa; Chordata; Amphibia; Anura; Bufonidae
Gene: FOXJ2
Product: forkhead box J2
Exons: 11
Coding region: 421-1941 (506 amino acids)
Biological process (GO): regulation of transcription by RNA polymerase II
Cellular component (GO): nucleus
Molecular function (GO): DNA-binding transcription factor activity, RNA polymerase II-specific; RNA polymerase II cis-regulatory region sequence-specific DNA binding
Source: RefSeq, a predicted model, not a curated record
GGGAGACGCAGAGACAGAAGUGACAGCUCCAGACAGAUGUGUUCACACGCGGAUAAUUAUAGACACUCGUACACACACGCCGCCGGGGCAGGUACACGCUGCAGUGACAGCUCCAAACACACACGCCCGCCCGUGUCAACAUGUGGCCACUGACAGCGCCACAAACAAAUAGCCUGACAGGUAGAGGGGCGACUGACGGGGAAGACUGACAGCUGAUGCGUCUGGCACUGACGACUGAACGGGCAGGCGGUGGAAACCUGGCCAAGAAGAGACGAGAAAGCACAGACUGGCACGGGCAGACGGAAACGCGCUGCAAAUGUGAUGGCGGGCACCGACAGACAAUGAGACGCGUAGAGGCGGACGAGACGCAUCGAGACAUGUGGGCAGACCGAGACAGGGGGACAGCAGCAGCAGAUAAAGAUGGUAGACGGGCACCGAAACGCCCUCAUGAUGGCGUCGGACCUCGGUAGCAGCCUGACCUCUAUAGACUGGCUCCCGCAGCUGACCAUCCAGGCUGCUAUGAAAGGGUCACAGCAGGGCAGCGGAGGAAGAAAAGGACCUGGAUCUCCCACUGACCCCAACGCCAUGUUAACUAAGGAGGAGGCGGCGGCACACCGUGAUGGAAAACCCCCUUAUAGUUAUGCCAAUCUCAUCCAGUAUGCAAUAAACUCUGCACCUGCCAGGAGGAUGACCCUCAGUGAGAUCUAUCGCUGGAUCUGUGACAACUUCCCCUAUUACCGCAAUGCCGGUGUAGGGUGGAAGAACUCAAUCCGCCACAACCUGUCACUAAAUAAAUGUUUCAGGAAAGUGCCGCGUCCCAGAGACGACCCGGGAAAGGGAUCGUACUGGAUGAUUGACAGCUGUCCCAAAGAAGAUGUAGCCCUCCCCCGCAGAAAGCGUCCACACCUCGACGAUGAGCUCUCCCAGGACUCCCCCGAACCGGAGGUCAAUAAAAGCCCCAUGAGUUCCACCAGUGAUGUGUCCUUACCUACAGAAAACACUCAAGGUCAUCACAUGGAGGGCAACUCAACCCUCCCCAGCUACAGCCAGGCUGCCUCUGCUCAUAUGCCAACAGACUCCCGGACUUCAUCCUACAACAACAGCGACUGCUACAAGUUUUCCUUCUCGGAGAUCCCCGACCUCAGCUGUUCCUUCCGCAGCCUAUACCGUACAUUGCAGGGUAAACAGGGGCUGUCACCUCUCCCCACUGACGUACAGCCGCCAUCGUCAAGCUGCUGCAUGUACCAGCAGAAUUCGGGGGAGUCCUCCUCGCUGCACCCCCACAACGUCCCCACCAUGAACGCGCCCUCCUCUUCUCACCAUCAAAGCCAGCACCAGCAGCCGCCCUACCUGCCCUCCCAGCAAAUGCCUCGCCCCCCUGCCACCGGGAUGUCUAUGGGACUUCCCAGUGACUGGUGCUCCAACAUAGACUCCUUAAAGGAAAGCUUCAAAAUGGUCAGCAAUUUGGACUGGUCAAACGUGGAUCUGUCCCAGUUCUCAGACCUGAUGGAGAGUCUACGUCAGGCAGAACUGAAGAACUGGAGCCUGGAUCAGCACCACAUCGCCAGCUUGUGCGACUCCUUAAGUCACCUGCUCAGUCACACCGGACUCCUGCCUCCCGGCUCCUCACAUGGACAAGCGGCGUCCUGCCAGGCUCAGUGCCUGCCCCCCACCACCAGCAGCGCCUGCGCACUCCAGGGGGCAAAGCCAGGUCAUACCAUGGCAGUUACCUCCUACGGGCAGAACCAGCAGCUUCCGGCAUCCUGUGGUCACAAUUUCAUUGCACCCCCUGGGUUUCCCAUUCAAACCCAGGCCCCCCCAACAUACAGCCAACAAGGUCGCCAUUCUCAACGCCCUAUGUAUCCGCCAACUCGCCAGGUACUCCGUUAUCCGCCCAGCGAAGAAAUACAAGACGACUUUGAUUGGGACUCUAUCGCUUAAAGACUCUGCACUGCAAAACCCCAGGCGGAAUGCAAAAGAAAUCAAGGCGAGGGUUAAAUCCUCCCUCCACGUGUAUAGAUAUAUAUAAAUAUAUAAAUGUAUAUCUUCGCCCGACAAUCAGGGCCAAUGGGCCCCUCACUGGAUAAGGAGACAAUUCAUGAAGACCCUUCCCACACACAGACUCUUCAACCUCUCCCUCUGUGACACUGACGAGUAAGAGAAACGGCGAGGACGGCGACUUCCUCCGACCGCCUAGUAUUUCCCAGUGCCAAGGUGAUCCGGUGUUACCGUGGGAGAGGGCAUUCCGUGUGUCUCUGGGGAGCGGAAGGCUGGGUGGCCACUCCACCCAAGGCCAACUUAUUUAUAAAGCGUACACCUAUUGCACAGCACAAAGUGUUAACCAAGGAGUCUGCAGCCAUCUUGGACUUGAGACGUUGGUGAGAUUUCCUACAGACUUUCCCCCAGUCUCUGGACA